Acanthosepion pharaonis is the source of this 921-nucleotide messenger RNA. The record is from the annotation of a GenBank genome assembly. Lineage: Eukaryota; Metazoa; Mollusca; Cephalopoda; Sepiida; Sepiidae.
AUGCCUACAAAGUCUUUCGGCAACUUUCUUCUCAUCCCCUACUCUCUUUGUUUUGUUUAUAUUAUUUUUUUACGUUUCGUCCUCUUUCUUUCAUCCUAUUUCCCUUGCUAUUUGCUGCUACUACUUAAUUCUCGGGCUCAUUCUUGGGCUUUUAUUUUCUCUUUCAUUCAACUUUCAUUCCUCCUCCUUCUCUUCUCUUUCUUCCAUUCUUAUCUCUUUUUGAAACUUCUUCCCUUUUACUUCUUUCAAAUCUUUUUUCUUUAUAUUAAUAUUGAUCGAUUUAACCGUUUACACUUUUUCUUUUCUCAUUUUUUGCUCUUUUUCUUCUCCUUUCCUUAUCCUUCAUUUCAUCUAUUCUUAUUCCGUCUUUUCGCUUUCAGUUUUUCCCUUGCUUUCUUAAAUUUUGAUUUUUCUUUCUUUCUGAUACUUUCUUCCUUUACGCUUUCUACAGAUCUCACAUUGCAAAUCAAUAAAAAGGAAUUAUGUGGUGAUUCUUCUAAAAUUAUUUCUUUCAUUCUUUCGGUACUUCUUACAAUUUGUAAACCAAGGCUAGUUCGGGACAAGCUCAAUCGCUAUUUCUCUUUUUCUUUUUCUCACGCUUCACCUGCCAUCGAUUUACUAUAUCUGCCUCUAUCCUGCUUGUUUAAUUUCUUUGUUUUUCUUUUACAUUUUUCUAAUAUUCAUUUUUCUCCUUUUCCUUUAUUUUAUUUUUUAUACAUUUAUUUUCUAUUUCUCCUUUGUUUUGUUCAAUUCGAUUACCCAUUUCUUUUUGUCACUAUUCUUUUCUUUUCAUUUCUUUUGUUAUCUUCUUUGCUCUUCCGUAAUUUAUUAAUUUCGUUUUUCAUUUCCGCUUUCAUUCUUUCAUUUAUUCUUGAUUCAUUUUCUUUUAUUCAUUUUUCUUUGAUUCAUUUUCACUCGUAA